CAACUAAACCAUCAUAUCUACGCUAAAUCUUCCCUUCCCUCUUCUUUCCCAUAAUAACACAGUCCUCCAAAACCUAACCCUAAACCCUUCAAGAAUUUGAGAAACCCAUAAAUCCAGCGAUGGUGUGCAUAAGGAAAGCCACGAUAGAUGACUUACUGGCGAUGCAGGCUUGUAACCUGCUAUGUCUACCGGAGAAUUACCAGAUGAAGUAUUAUUUCUACCACAUACUCUCCUGGCCACAGCUCCUCUAUGUCGCCGAAGACUACAACGGUCGUAUCGUUGGCUACGUAUUGGCCAAGAUGGAAGAAGAGUCAAAUGAGUGUCACGGCCAUAUCACCUCCCUCGCUGUCCUCCGUACUCACCGCAAGUUGGGCCUUGCUACUAAGCUCAUGAACGCUGCUCAGACCGCCAUGGAACAGGUAUUUGGUGCUGAGUAUGUAUCGCUGCAUGUGAGGAAGAGUAACCGUGCAGCAUUCAAUCUGUACACUGAAACAUUGGGAUAUAAGAUUCAUGAUGUGGAGGCUAAGUAUUAUGCUGAUGGGGAGGAUGCAUAUGAUAUGCGGAAGCAGCUCAAGGGGAAACAAAGUCAUCAUCAUGGGCAUCAUCAUCACCACCACCACCAUCAUCAUGGUGGUGGGUGUUGUGCAGCUGAUACAAAAUCAGUGGAAGCAAGACCGGAUUCAAAAUCAGAGGCAAAAGCCAGCACAAAGUCAGAAUCCAAAGCAAGUUGAUGUUGAGACUUGCAUCCAGUAUUUGGAGAGCUGGGCUAUACUCUUUUGGUAUGUGAUUCAGUAAUAUUGCUUUUGUACCGAGUAAUAUAUAGUUUGUUUCAGGGAUAAUAAUGCACUUAAGGACCGGGAAGUUGCAUGGCUGUUUCUGUCAUUGCAACCUCAUAUAUUUUAAUGAUCAUGGUUGUGCAAUGGUUGCUAAACCUUCUUCUGAGGAUAGCAUUAUGGCGCCAAUAUUUCUGUUGGAUCUUAUAAUGUGGUUUUAAUUUUUAAGUAUUCAAAACUUUAUAAUUCCUCUUC
Jatropha curcas is the source of this 1028-nucleotide messenger RNA. RefSeq names its product Acyl-CoA N-acyltransferases (NAT) superfamily protein. Gene Ontology annotation, cellular component: NatA complex. Gene Ontology annotation, molecular function: protein-N-terminal-glutamate acetyltransferase activity; protein N-terminal-serine acetyltransferase activity. Gene Ontology annotation, biological process: N-terminal protein amino acid acetylation. The record is from RefSeq and is a predicted model, not a curated record. NCBI's taxonomy places the organism in Eukaryota, Viridiplantae, Streptophyta, Magnoliopsida, Malpighiales, Euphorbiaceae.